AUGGCAAGUACACCCACAACAGAUUAUUUUCCUGACAGUGAAGAAGAACUUUAUGAUGACGAACCAAGUGAUCUUCCUUCUAUUCCAAUAAAUUAUAAUCGAGGUCGUCGUACUUCUGUAAGCGCUGAAUCAAUGGCUCCUAGUCAAGAUAAGGAUUAUGUUAAAGUUGUUAUUCCAAAAACACAAGAACAAAGAAAACGAAUAGAAAAUUCUAUUGAAAAUAAUUUUUUAUUUAAAAAUCUUGAUGAAGAACAGUAUAAAGAUGUUAUUGACGCUAUGGUUGAAAAAAGAGUUUCAAAUCAUGAACAAAUUAUUAGGCAGGGUGGAAUUGGUGAUUUUUUUUAUGUUGUAGAAACUGGUACCUUUGAUGUUUACGUUUCCAAAAAUGGUGCUCCACCAGAAAAAGUUCAUAGUUAUGGUCCCGGCGGUAGUUUUGGUGAAUUGGCCUUAAUGUAUAAUGCUCCACGCGCUGCUACUGUUGUUGCUACUUCGGACUCUGUUCUUUGGGCUCUAGAUAGAGUAACUUUUAGAAGAAUUUUAAUGGAAAAUACUUCUCGUAAACGCAAAAUGUAUGAAUCAUUUCUUGAAGAAGUACCAAUUCUAGUAUCAUUAGAGCCUUAUGAAAGACAUAAAAUUGCUGAUGCAUUAGAGUCCGCAGUUUAUGAAGAUGGUCAAUUGGUAAUUAAACAAGGUGAUAUUGGUAAUAAUUUCUUUCUCAUCGAAUCUGGUGAGGCUAGUGUAAUGAAAAUUGAUGAAGAAGGAAUUGAACAUGAAUUACCUGGCUUGAAAAAAGGAGAUUAUUUUGGAGAACUUGCUUUACUUAACAAUAAACCUCGCGCCGUAAAUAUAAAGGCAAAAGGUCGACUAAAGGUUGCUACAUUAGGCAAAAAAGCCUUUGUCCGAUUGUUAGGUCCCGUUGUCGAUAUCUUGAAACGUAACAGCGAUAAUUAUGAGACUAUCACACGUAAUGCUCGCCAACAAUAG
Messenger RNA from Rhizophagus irregularis DAOM 181602=DAOM 197198, 984 nucleotides. RefSeq lists its product as uncharacterized. Lineage: Eukaryota; Fungi; Glomeromycota; Glomeromycetes; Glomerales; Glomeraceae. Gene Ontology annotation, biological process: negative regulation of cAMP-dependent protein kinase activity. The record is from RefSeq and is a predicted model, not a curated record. Gene Ontology annotation, cellular component: nucleus; cAMP-dependent protein kinase complex. Gene Ontology annotation, molecular function: protein kinase A catalytic subunit binding; cAMP-dependent protein kinase inhibitor activity; cAMP binding.